GGGUCAAGCGUCCACCUCCCACCCCACAUUGCGACAUGGACAUGCUGCUCACGCCCUAGACGAGCUCGACUUCCAGCUCGGCACGCAAGGCUAGUGUUCCCGGCGACACAUUCCGAAUUCGAAUUCAGGGUCCGCAAAAGCCGCUCAGCAUGCCUCGGCAGACUCAAAGCCAAGUGUUGUACUACGGAACCACUUUGGUGCCCGUCACAGCCUCCCUCUUCCUCCUCUUCCGAUCCCAUCCUCAUCUGCUCGACAUCUCCUCUUACUCUCAGGCAUCCUUGCCAGGCCUAUUUGCCAGCGUUCUGCUGCUGCCCAUUGCAGCUUUGUUGACCAGGGCGGCUGUACUGGGUUGUGCAGAUGCGUUCCUCAAGAGAGGGUUCAAAGGCAGGGAUCUGCUCAAACCUUGGGAUGCCACAAAGGAAAUUCCAGAGUCGGCGGGUUUGCCAGCGUCCAUAGUCUACGUCGGUCUGUUGUUCCUCCUAAUCCCUUUCAGAUACGCAUCCAACACUGCUCCUUCUCCGCCAGAGAGAGCUGGAGAUGGAGCGUGGAUCGGCGAAAUCACUGGCAUAGAAAGAUUUCCUCAUCACGAGCUUUCCUUGUACCUCUCCACCUUGCUUUCGCUCUUAUCAGCCAUCAUGCUAGGUUUCUUGGACGACGUGUUCGACAUUAGGUGGAGAUUAAAGAUGCCCAUUCCGAUCCUGGCCAGUCUUCCUAUGCUCGUCGUCUACUUUGCAGGAGGCGGUGGGACGAGCGUGGUGGUGCCGAGCUGGCCCCCGCUGCUCAGGGCUACAUUUGGAGGUGUGGUAGAUCUGGGGCCCUUGUAUUACCUCUUCAUGUCGCUGCUGUCCACCUUUAGCGUGCACAGCAUCAACAUUCUGGCUGGCAUCAACGGACUGGAGGUGGGCCAAGCACUCAUUAUAAGUCUAUCUCUGUGCCUCAAUUCCGCUCUAUAUUUGGAUCCCAGAGCAGGACAAGCGGGCAGCUUUGCGAGCAGGGAGCUCAGAGAUAGGCACUUGUUCAGUUUGAGUCUGCUGCUACCCUUUUCCGGCUGCUGCGUCGGACUCUUGGCUCUGAAUCGAUAUCCCGCCAGAGUGUUUGUUGGGGAUACGUGGUGCUAUUUUGCUGGCCAAGUUUUGGCUUGCGCCGCCAUCUUGGGCCAUUUUAGCAAGACUUUGCUACUCUUCUUCAUCCCUCAAGUCUUUAAUUUUCUGCUGUCGUGUCCUCAGCUUUUCGGACUAGUCCCUUGUCCCAGGCAUCGGCUUCCCGUGGCUCUUCCUGAUGGUUCGCUUGCGCCUUCGGUCGCCAAAUGCUACCCGGCACUCGCUCAUUCAGCACCCCUAACGACCAAGGCUGGAUUGUCAAGGCUCAUCCUUUGCGUACUGGAGACGCUGAGAUUGGUGCACUUGACUCGCGACUCUGUAGGGAACAUAACCCAGACGACCAACUUGACGAUCAUCUGCGCCACGUUGGUCCUUUGCGGCGUCACUCCCUCGAGCAUCUCAUCGUCGCGCCUCGUGAGCCCUGGACAGAAAUCAGGCCCGCAGCCUGAUGAGAAGAGCACCGCGAGCGCACCUGAAGGUUCUAGCCGAGGGUCAGACCCAAACGAGCAGGGCGGGAGAAGCAAAGGGCCAAGGAUAGACGAGCCUACUAUGUGGACCCUGUUGAUGCUUAUACAAUUGACGGGAUCCGCAUUCGCAUUCGCCGUGCGAUACUGGAUAGCCAAGAUUGUAUUCUCUGCGACUUGACAAACCGCUCGGCUCGACUAUACCAAUCUUCUCACUCUAGUCAUCCCUGAAUGCGUCCAUAAUAUACAUGUCGUUGAUGUCGUGAGACGGCAGAUGUGAAUAGGAUUUGUGGAAAGGAUUCAAACGAGCGCGCAGGUCUUGAGUGGUGGAUGCGAGACUGUCAGAUCGCCCCUUGAUCAGAUGAGA
Ceraceosorus guamensis is the source of this 1931-nucleotide messenger RNA. RefSeq lists its product as hypothetical. The transcript is spliced from 5 exons. Gene Ontology annotation, molecular function: UDP-N-acetylglucosamine-dolichyl-phosphate N-acetylglucosaminephosphotransferase activity. Gene Ontology annotation, biological process: protein N-linked glycosylation; dolichol-linked oligosaccharide biosynthetic process. The record is from RefSeq and is a predicted model, not a curated record. The coding region runs from base 150 to 1745 and encodes 531 amino acids. Gene Ontology annotation, cellular component: membrane. Lineage: Eukaryota; Fungi; Basidiomycota; Exobasidiomycetes; Ceraceosorales; Ceraceosoraceae.